AUGCCUGGUUAUUCAAGGACACUUGUAUUUAAGUAUUCAAAUAACUAUAGAUGGGAUAUGAUAUAUAGACAGAAUCCCUUCAAUAAGAGGUAUAAAAACAGUAAAUUAAUUUCUUAAAACUAAAUCUCACCUAACCUAAGAGAUGAUUUUAUUAAAAUAGUAAAUUUGCAUAUCUUAACCAGCUUCCAAAUGAUUAAUAUAGAAAAAAUUUAAGUGUUGUUUUUCAUAAAUUAAUGGCAACCAUUUUUUUAUUUUUUAGAUGCAAUAAGAAAAAGGAUUAAUGUACUGUAAUUUUGGGUUGCAUUUUCAGGAUUUAUAGGUGUAAGGUUUAUAAAUAGGAGCGCAAGUAGGUGUAGAUUCCUUUUUAAAUUUAAAAUAUGCAAAUUCAAAUUUUAAAUGAAGUUCGGAUAAUGCAGACUAGUUAAUGUAUCAAUUAAUAUACACAUAAGAGAUGAAUAAGUUAUUAUUUAAAAUAAUAUGUCUCAGAUUAAAAUCAUCAUAUUUAAAAAAAUGUUCUAAUAUUUAAAAAUACGCAUAUCUAUCCUUUAUGGAACAAUAUAUAUUUAUAAAAGAAGUUAUGAACAUUUCGUAAUAGUUGAGUCAAUAAAUAAAAUAUGGAAUCAAAUUACUUCUAGGAUGAUCACUAAAUAAAGGAUGACUUUAACGAAAAACCUUAUUGAUCUAAUCAUCAUCCUAAGAUUGACUUGA
Messenger RNA from Paramecium tetraurelia, 708 nucleotides. RefSeq lists its product as uncharacterized. The record is from RefSeq and is a predicted model, not a curated record. Lineage: Eukaryota; Ciliophora; Oligohymenophorea; Peniculida; Parameciidae. The transcript has a single exon.